Morchella importuna is the source of this 666-nucleotide messenger RNA. RefSeq lists its product as uncharacterized. The coding region runs from base 1 to 666 and encodes 221 amino acids. The transcript has 5 exons. Gene Ontology annotation, biological process: ribosomal large subunit assembly; translation. Gene Ontology annotation, cellular component: cytosolic large ribosomal subunit; ribosome. The record is from RefSeq and is a predicted model, not a curated record. Gene Ontology annotation, molecular function: structural constituent of ribosome. Lineage: Eukaryota; Fungi; Ascomycota; Pezizomycetes; Pezizales; Morchellaceae.
AUGGCCCGCCGUCCCGCCCGUUGCUACCGUUACUGCAAGAACAAGCCGUACCCCAAGUCGCGCUUCAACCGUGGUGUGCCCGACCCCAAGAUCAGGAUCUUCGAUUUGGGCCGUAAGCGUGCCGGUGUUGACGAGUUCCCUCUCUGUGUCCACCUCGUCUCCAACGAGUACGAGCAGCUUUCUUCCGAGGCUCUUGAGGCUGCCCGUAUUUGCGCCAACAAGUACCUUGUCAAGAUUGCCGGAAAGGAUGGUUUCCACAUGAGAGUCCGUGCCCACCCCUUCCACGUCAUCCGUAUCAACAAGAUGUUGUCUUGUGCCGGUGCGGAUAGGCUCCAAACCGGUAUGCGUGGUGCCUGGGGUAAGCCCAACGGUACUGUCGCCCGUGUCAACAUCGGACAGAUCAUUCUCUCCGUCCGUACCCGUGACUCACACCGUGCCACCGCUAUUGAGGCUCUGAGGAGAUCUCAGUACAAGUUCCCCGGUCGCCAAAAGAUCAUUGUCUCCAAGAACUGGGGUUUCACCCCUCUCCGUCGUGAGGAGUACCUCGAGAAGCGCCAGGCCGGUGAGGUCAAGGUCGACGGUGCCUACGUCCAGUUCCUCCGCCCCAAGGGUGGUCUCGAGCAGAACAUGCGCCGCUUCCCUGAGGCCUUCGCCGCCCAGGCUUAA